Amaranthus tricolor (Joseph's coat) is the source of this 2186-nucleotide messenger RNA. RefSeq lists its product as uncharacterized. Lineage: Eukaryota; Viridiplantae; Streptophyta; Magnoliopsida; Caryophyllales; Amaranthaceae. The transcript is spliced from 7 exons. The record is from RefSeq and is a predicted model, not a curated record. Bases 375 to 1784 code for a protein of 469 amino acids.
UCGCCUCUCUCAGUGUUCAUGGAGAUUACUCUUCACUACUUCUAUUCAAUCAAUACUUGAAUGCUGCAUUAACUCAUCUAUUUUAUUGAUAAGCUUACAAAUCUUCAUCUAUUUCAAUAAUCUACUGGUAAAACAUUUGCAUUCAACAUUAUUAUAUACUCCAUUCUUUAACUUCACCCAUCUUCGUCACCCAUCCACUUUGUGGUGACUACGCUCUCAACUCUUACGCUCUCAACUCUCAAGACUUUCAACCCUCAGUCGCUGUCAUUCAGAUACUGUCUCUCCCCUUCUUUAAGCCAUUGUCAAUUUUGAGUUUUUGGUAUCGCAAAACCCUAAAUUCUAGGGUUUUUACUGUCGACCGAGUAAUUUAAACCAUGGCUGAUAAGCCGAAGAAAGGUCUAAUCACUGAAGAAGACGUCUGCACUAUCUUGCAGAGAUAUCCGGCGAGUACCGUGCUAGCGUUGCUCAAAGAGGUAAAUCAAUUGGAAGAUGUAAAUAUUGAUUGGCAUGCAUUGAUAGAGAAGACGGAGACUGGCAUUAAAAGUGCUAGAGAAUAUCAAAUGUUAUGGCGUUUUUUAGCUUAUCGGCAUCCUUUGAUUGAUUAUAUUUCUCCGGAUGAAUCACCGUUGGAUGAUGAAAGUGACUUGGAGUUUGAAGUGGAAUGUCCUAGUGUCAGCACUGUAGAUGCAAUGGAUGCUUCUAAUUGUGUAAAGGUUCUUACUUCUGGAGCCCACAAGUCUCGUACACAUAACAACUCUAUUUUUGAGGUUUCAAAGGCUUCUUCAGAAAAUCCGCAAAUUCAGAAACGCUCACAAGCUGCUGGGACCUUUGGUGGAGGACUGGAAGCAAAUGGAUUGACAAGCCACAAUCUUAAGAAAAGAAAACAUUUGUCGGAGGAGGAAGAUCUAGAACUAAUUGCUAAUGCUAAGAAAGGAGAAAACAAAGGGGAGAAAAGUAUUCAGCGAUUUCAGAAGCCAAAUAAUAUUAGGAAGAAGCCGGUGUCGCAUAACACAGCUAGUGUACAAACUCCUGACAUUGAUGCUGCCCGUCAUGCUCUUAAAAUGGCUCUCAAGGAUAGUCCAACUGGUGCUGGCACUGCUGGUUCCAAUAAUUCAGUCAAAAUAAGUGCAUCAAAAAGGAAUCUGUCGGCUGUUAAAGUUUCUGGGGUACCAUCUCAACAGCAACCUUCUCCGUUCUUUAGUGCUGGAGCAUCUGGGAAAGCUGCACCUAUUGGCUCAUUUUCAAAGUUUUCUUCUCAGAAAAAGGCACUGCAUUCCAGUGUCGGUGAGGAUCCCAUUCAAGCUGCUGCAGUUGCUGCAGGGGCUCGCAUUGGUAGUGACUCAGAUGCUGCGUCUCUUCGUAAAGCUGAACUGCUAGUCAAAACUUCUGGAGCAGGGAAUUCAAGUCCGUUGCCUCCCAAUGUACAUUUUAUUUGCACUGGUCUGGCUCAAACACCAACUUCUGGGAGUCAACAAACCAGGCAUAGCGCAGUAGGACCCUCUGUCUCCCAGCUCGCAAAGGUGAAAUCUACACCAGCCGUAGCAGGGGAGCGAAGCUCUUUUCAACAAGUGGAAAACAUAGCUUCAACAACUGUAAAUAUCCAAGGCUCAGAUCCUAAAUUGGUGACUAAAGUCGGAAAUAACGGUGAUCCCAUUACCCAAUGUUUUCCGAAAACAUCGCUUGAUAACAAGUGUCAGGCAACAUCUCCUGUUAAACAUACAUCUGAUCCAGGCAAUUCUCAAGACACAACCAACAAUGAUGAUGUCACUAAGAUAAGAAGGUAAAGGUCAUACAAGCAAGCUGUAGUGUUUAGUUUCGAAGGAUUAUGAGGAGUCACAUGUCUUUAGAGCAAGUAUUCUAUGAUUAAUGAAACACUAAUUAUGGUGUUUGAUGAGGAUGCUUGGAAAAAUGAAGGCUUCAAGUAAAUCGUAAGGUUGUAGUAAAAUGUCUUGCCAAUUUCCAAAUGAACUUGUUGGAUCAUAGUCCUAUAUGGAGGUUUAUAUGUAAAUUUCAUGUCAUUGUAAGUUAUUGAAGUUGUUCUUAUACCCAACUUAAAGUGAUUUAAUUAAGUUAAAGGGUCAGAGCUUAAUGUAUCAAUAAGUUGUGGGCUUUACAGUUUACAUGUGUUGAGACUUCUUUUCUGACUGUGUUUUAUGAUGAACUGAAUAAUAGUCAUAAGUUGAUAU